CCGAUAAUGAUAUCCGAUGCGGCGCCAGCCACGCUGAUCAUUGUGAUGGGCACAUCAGGCAGCGGCAAGUCGACCCUCGGGGCUUCCCUCUCCUCCGCGCUCGGCAUCCCCUUCAUUGAUGGGGAUGACCUCCAUCCGCCCGCCAACGUUGCCAAGAUGGCUUCAGGCCAUCCGCUCAACGACAAUGAUCGGGAGCCGUGGCUAAAGAGAAUUAGGGAGACCGCGAUAGAGACGUUGCUGGGCGAUGGUGCGUCCCCCUCGCAGCAUCGCCCACCCGCGAUGAUCAUUGCCUGCUCCUCCCUCAAGCGCUCUUAUCGCGACCUUCUUCGUGGGUCACAUUCCACUCUUUCCCCUACGUCUCCUCCUCUUCCAGCCUCAGGACUGCGCACUCUCCACCUCUACGUAGAUGUCAGCCCCACCGAGCUCCUCCGUCGAAUGCACGAACGCAAGGGCCACUUCAUGAAGGAGGAGAUGCUGAAAAGUCAGCUGGAGACGCUGGAAAAGCCGGUGGAGGGCAGCGAGGAAGGGGUGAUCGUGGUGCAGGAUGGAGGUAGGGAAGAGGUCGAGAGCCGAGCGGCGAUGCGGCUAAGGAAAGAGCUUGGCUUGGUGAAAUCGUAG
This is a messenger RNA of Jaminaea rosea, 618 nucleotides long. RefSeq names its product shikimate kinase. The coding region runs from base 7 to 618 and encodes 203 amino acids. Gene Ontology annotation, cellular component: cytoplasm. Gene Ontology annotation, molecular function: gluconokinase activity. The transcript has 3 exons. The record is from RefSeq and is a predicted model, not a curated record. Lineage: Eukaryota; Fungi; Basidiomycota; Exobasidiomycetes; Microstromatales.